Messenger RNA from Homo sapiens (human), 3875 nucleotides. It is a transcript of the gene RBCK1, whose product is annotated as RANBP2-type and C3HC4-type zinc finger containing 1. The transcript is spliced from 13 exons. Gene Ontology annotation, molecular function: ubiquitin protein ligase activity; ubiquitin ligase activator activity. Gene Ontology annotation, cellular component: LUBAC complex. Gene Ontology annotation, biological process: protein polyubiquitination; protein ubiquitination; positive regulation of non-canonical NF-kappaB signal transduction. The record is from RefSeq and is a predicted model, not a curated record. Lineage: Eukaryota; Metazoa; Chordata; Mammalia; Primates; Hominidae. Bases 460 to 2166 code for a protein of 568 amino acids.
ACUUUCACUUUCUCUUCCGCCGAAGCCGCUCCCCUUGCGAAGAACUGGGGCCUCCCGGGAGGAGAGAGGGCUUUGCCUUGAAACCCGGGACGCCAGGGGCGCUCCCGCAAGUGGGGGUCCUCCGGGACUUGGAACGCCCCGGCUGGGUGGUGUCCGGGCGUCCUUUCCCCGCUUCUUCCCACCUCGGCUGGUCCCGUUUCCUCCUGCGCCCAGUGCGGACCUGUCUCGGCGCCCGCUGCCCUCUCACCGCCCCACGCAGGAUCCCGGCCUGGUCACCGGGCAGUGUGAUGCUUCCCGACUGCCGCGGGGACAGCGAGGCACACACAGGGCUUGGGCCGCGCCGGAGGCCACACGGCCUGGCUGAGUUGCUCCUGGUCUCCCGCCUCUCCCAGGCGACCCGGAGGUAGCAUUUCCCAGGAGGCACGGUCCCCCCCAGGGGGAUGGGCACAGCCACGCCAGAUGGACGAGAAGACCAAGAAAGCUCCUGAAAAUAAACCCUGUGCUAACUGGCUCCUGCUGUACUGGCUUUCAGCAGAGGAAAUGGCCCUGAGCCUCACCCGAGCAGUGGCGGGCGGGGAUGAACAGGUGGCAAUGAAGUGUGCCAUCUGGCUGGCAGAGCAACGGGUGCCCCUGAGUGUGCAACUGAAGCCUGAGGUCUCCCCAACGCAGGACAUCAGGAGCAGGGGAGAGAAGACAGAAGAGGUUGGAGAGGUCAGGGAGGUGCCAGAUCAUGGAGGCCCUCGUGUGCUGCCACGAGUUGAUUCUAAGAGUAGCGUGGAGCCAUUGGAGGGGCCUAACUGGCUGUGGGUGAGCGUGGAGGAUGCUCAGAUGCACACCGUCACCAUCUGGCUCACAGUGCGCCCUGAUAUGACAGUGGCGUCUCUCAAGGACAUGGUUUUUCUGGACUAUGGCUUCCCACCAGUCUUGCAGCAGUGGGUGAUUGGGCAGCGGCUGGCACGAGACCAGGAGACCCUGCACUCCCAUGGGGUGCGGCAGAAUGGGGACAGUGCCUACCUCUAUCUGCUGUCAGCCCGCAACACCUCCCUCAACCCUCAGGAGCUGCAGCGGGAGCGGCAGCUGCGGAUGCUGGAAGAUCUGGGCUUCAAGGACCUCACGCUGCAGCCGCGGGGCCCUCUGGAGCCAGGCCCCCCAAAGCCCGGGGUCCCCCAGGAACCCGGACGGGGGCAGCCAGAUGCAGUGCCUGAGCCCCCACCGGUGGGCUGGCAGUGCCCCGGGUGCACCUUCAUCAACAAGCCCACGCGGCCUGGCUGUGAGAUGUGCUGCCGGGCGCGCCCCGAGGCCUACCAGGUCCCCGCCUCAUACCAGCCCGACGAGGAGGAGCGAGCGCGCCUGGCGGGCGAGGAGGAGGCGCUGCGUCAGUACCAGCAGCGGAAGCAGCAGCAGCAGGAGGGGAACUACCUGCAGCACGUCCAGCUGGACCAGAGGAGCCUGGUGCUGAACACGGAGCCCGCCGAGUGCCCCGUGUGCUACUCGGUGCUGGCGCCCGGCGAGGCCGUGGUGCUGCGUGAGUGUCUGCACACCUUCUGCAGGGAGUGCCUGCAGGGCACCAUCCGCAACAGCCAGGAGGCGGAGGUCUCCUGCCCCUUCAUUGACAACACCUACUCGUGCUCGGGCAAGCUGCUGGAGAGGGAGAUCAAGGCGCUCCUGACCCCUGAGGAUUACCAGCGAUUUCUAGACCUGGGCAUCUCCAUUGCUGAAAACCGCAGUGCCUUCAGCUACCAUUGCAAGACCCCAGAUUGCAAGGGAUGGUGCUUCUUUGAGGAUGAUGUCAAUGAGUUCACCUGCCCUGUGUGUUUCCACGUCAACUGCCUGCUCUGCAAGGCCAUCCAUGAGCAGAUGAACUGCAAGGAGUAUCAGGAGGACCUGGCCCUGCGGGCUCAGAACGAUGUGGCUGCCCGGCAGACGACAGAGAUGCUGAAGGUGAUGCUGCAGCAGGGCGAGGCCAUGCGCUGCCCCCAGUGCCAGAUCGUGGUACAGAAGAAGGACGGCUGCGACUGGAUCCGCUGCACCGUCUGCCACACCGAGAUCUGCUGGGUCACCAAGGGCCCACGCUGGGGCCCUGGGGGCCCAGGAGACACCAGCGGGGGCUGCCGCUGCAGGGUAAAUGGGAUUCCUUGCCACCCAAGCUGUCAGAACUGCCACUGAGCUAAAGAUGGUGGGGCCACAUGCUGACCCAGCCCCACAUCCACAUUCUGUUAGAAUGUAGCUCAGGGAGCUUCGUGGACGGCCUUGCUUGCUGUAGCGUUGUAGGGGCCCUGCCUGCACUGCGGUUGUCCACGGUCACAUCUGCCCCAGUGCCUUUGUCCUUCCCUUGGGGCUUGCCGGCCAGACUUCUCUCCCCUGCGGCUCCCACCUCUGCCUGACCCCAGCCUUAAACAUAGCCCCUGGCCAGAGGCCUUGCUGGGUGGAGCCUCUGUGUGACUCCAUACUCCUCCCACCACAACACUCAUCUGUCAAACACCAAGCACUCUCAGCCUCCCCGCCUUCAGCUGUCAGCUUUCUGGGGCUAACUUCUCUGCCUUUGUGGUUGGAGGCCUGAGGCCUCUUGGAACUCUUGCUAACCUGUUCAGAGCCAGGAAGGAGACUGCACAGUUUUGAAAGCACAGCCCGUCAGGUCCGGCUCUGCGUCUCCCUCUCUGCAGCCUGUGUAAGCUAUUAUAAUUAAAAUGGUUUUCCGGGAAGGGAUGAGUGUGAUGUCCUUGAGAGGAAAUGAAUGUCCUGGCCUGGGACUCUACACACAGGCAGGAUCCUGAGGUCUCUGGGAACUGCAUCAGAAAGUUGACUUGUCAGUCCAUCUGUGGUAGAAUGAGGCUGUGACUGAGCACUGGGACCUUUCUACCAGAUGUGGACCCCAUGCCCAGCCUCAGGGGCAAGGAUGCUCUUGGGUCACCGUCAGCCAGGACAGGUGGAGUGUGCAGUGUGUCAAGUCUGCAGAGAAGGAUGGGCUUAGGGGCGGGAGGGGAAGUCUUGCCACUCCUGCUCCCUUUUGACCUCUCAGCAGGCAUCUAGGGUUGGCAGGUAGAUAGUUCAAGAAGGAACGAAGCUGCUGCAGUUGAGGGGUGGGGUUGUCCAUCCUAUUUUCUCGUCUCAAGCAAGAUGGCACAGUAUCGAUUCAGCAGUAUUUACUAGAACCCACUCUGUGCUGGUCGGAGGUUACUAAGACAGGGUCCUGGGAUGUUCAUUCUCUAAGUCUUUCCUCCGCUCUGUGACCCACCCUCCUUCCCCUUUUGAGAUCUGGUAUUUGAUGCCCAACACAUUGUCCACGCUGUGACGUGACCAUCAUCAUAGCAGGCAGAGGGCGCCUCUGCUGCUGAAGGCCUGUGAUUUUGUGGGGAAGGGCCUGUUCUAGCAACUGGAAAGGCACUGCCACCUGCCGUUGGAUGCCAGGACUCAAGAGCUGGCCCCAGUCACUGUGCGCAGAGCUGUCUGAGAAUGUGUGAGUGGACUGGGUCCUUCGGCACUGCCUGCAUUGGCUCAGGGCAGUCAACCGUCGCAGAGGAUGAGGGGCACACUCAGGCAGCCUCCCCGGCCCUGGAGGCAGAAAGGCCCAGGCAGAACCACUGACUGGGAGGAAACAGAAAAAGCAGAGGAGAGCCAGGCUGCAGGCGUGUGGAUGGGACCAGCUCAGGCAGACGCUGUCUCAUACCCACUCUCCCCUCUCUUGCCAGGGCCUGGCCUGGUGUCUCUCAGGAGCCUGGGCAUGAGACAAAAGCAGAGAUUGUUCUCUUGUGGUACCACAGGCUGUAACCAGUCCACCCAGUGUUGUUUUAGAAAUUUAAAUCGGUUGCCCAUCUUUUUAAAUUGGCAACAUCGUUUACCACAUUAAAAUCUAGAUGCCCUGCUUCUCUUGAAAA